CCGUUUAACUUGAAAGGGAAAAACGUAGCAAAGAUAUCUGUUAUCGCUCUCUGUUUAUUGCGAAAGGAUAAAUCCAUGGAGAUUGAAGAUGGGUCUACCCGAACCGGGCACGUCACGUGCGGGUCAUGGAUCCGUCGACCCGAGAAAGCGAACUGGGUCGUUCUGGGCAGAGCCGCGAGACGCCGUGGCUCGUCUGUUCUCUCUCCUGGCGUCAUUGAGAUCUUCUCCUUCGAUCCCAGGACUUCAUCUCUCUCCUCGUCUCCUCUGGCAACACAUACGCUUGAAGAGAGCGAUGGUGAUCCAAUUGCAACUGCAGUUCAUCCCGGGGGAGAUGAUUUUGUUUGCUCGACCACCAAAGGGGGUUGCAAGUUGUUUGAGGUCUGUGGAGGAGAGACGGUUAUUAAGAUCUCAGACCAAAAACCCCUUCCUCUUGAAGUUGUCGGACCACAGAAGUGCUUGGUCUUCAGCUUUGAUGGAUCUAAACUUGCUGCUGGAGGAGUGGAUGGAUGUCUGAGAAUUCUGGAGUGGCCAAACCUUCGUUUAAUCUUGGAAGAGCCAAAGGCACACAAAUCUAUCAAGGAUAUGGAUUUUAGCCUUGACUCGGAGUUCUUGGCCACAACAUCAACUGAUGGAUCGGCAAGAAUAUGGAAAGCAGAAGAUGGUUUUCCCUUGGCAACUCUUGCACGAAAUUCGGAUGAAAACAUCGAAUUAUGUCGGUUCUCUAAAGAUGGAACGAAACCAUUCUUGUUUUGUGCUGCUCAGAGAGGUGAUACGCCCGUGGUCAAUGUCUAUGACAUCAGUACAUGGAAGAAAAUUGGGUUCAAGAAGCUGAUAAGGAAGGCUGCUUCCACGAUGGCAGUGAGCCUGGACGGAAAAUAUCUUGCUCUGGGCAGCAAAGAUGGAGAUGUCUCGGUUGCCGAAGUCAAGACCAUGGAGAUUUACCAUUAUAGCAAAAGGUUACAUCUUGGCCAAUCUAUUGCUCUAUUGGAGUUCUGCCCUAGUGAGAGGGUUUUGCUGACAUCUUCAACCCAAUGGGGAGAGAUGGUCACCAGACUCUCUGUACCCUCCGACUGGAAAGACUGGCAGAUCUAUCUACUGCUCUUGGGACUGUUCAUGGUGUCGGCCAUUGCUUGUUACAUAUUCUUCAAGAACUCGGAUUCUUUUUGGAACUUCCCGUUGGGGAAAGGACAGACGAGACCAAAGGUUAGCUUUUUCGGGGACUCGAAGCCAUCUGAUGAUCAAUCCAAGGGGAACCCGUUCGGACCUGUUGAGUUGUGAUAUGCCCUUUAAAGCUCCUUCUCCUGGGUUUUCUUCAGACACUGCUUCAGUCUUUUUUUUUUCUUAUUUAUUUAUUUAUUUUCAAGUUUAUUGGGAGAUGACAUUCUUAUGUUGUUUUCGUGUAGUUUGCGUUAUUAUUUGAUUGCAGAAUACAUUUUUGGGAGAUAUUUAUUUUUGUCAUUCA
This is a messenger RNA of Tarenaya hassleriana, 1462 nucleotides long. Its product is annotated as SEC12-like protein 1. The record is from RefSeq and is a predicted model, not a curated record. Gene Ontology annotation, cellular component: endoplasmic reticulum membrane. The transcript is spliced from 11 exons. Gene Ontology annotation, biological process: protein secretion. Gene Ontology annotation, molecular function: GTPase activator activity; protein binding; guanyl-nucleotide exchange factor activity. Lineage: Eukaryota; Viridiplantae; Streptophyta; Magnoliopsida; Brassicales; Cleomaceae. Bases 76 to 1278 code for a protein of 400 amino acids.